Molecule: messenger RNA, 2176 nt
Organism: Engraulis encrasicolus (European anchovy)
Lineage: Eukaryota; Metazoa; Chordata; Actinopteri; Clupeiformes; Engraulidae
Product: prespore vesicle protein-like
Exons: 2
Coding region: 960-1403 (147 amino acids)
Source: RefSeq, a predicted model, not a curated record
CCCUUAUCCAUCUCUCCCUCUACUCUACUCUUUCCAUUCUAUUCCUCGUUCUUAGAUGCCCCUCCUCUGCAGGACACGAAGGGUUCAUCCCUACUCUUUAACCCGUCUACCUUGCAUUCCUCCCAGCUCAACACCUGCUCGUCACGGAGAGGAGAGGAGUGGAGAGGAGAGGAAAGAAAGAGAAAACGGAGGCACCAACACCCCCCUCCCCACCCCCACCCGCAAAAAACCUACAUAUGGGGAAUUUGCGUAGGACACUGUGCAGCCUCCCUGCUCUUUAACCCGUCUGUCAGGAUCAGCACCUCGCAUUCCUCUUGGCUCAGUGAUUCUCAAAGUGUGGUCCGUGAGUGGAUUUCUACUUUUCCAAGACGAGCUAGCAGUAGGCCAUAAUUGUGAGAUUAUUACAAAGUUAAACAUAGCUGAAGUCUUAUUUUCACCAUAAUAAGACAGGCUUGCAUUGUGAAUAAAAAGUGAGUGAUCUGGAGUGUCAAAUUAGCACCCCUCAACUGUCAGUUCAGUUGACAGGUGGUCCCUUAACCUUUUUUUGAUAGGGAAAGUGGUCCUCGGUCUGAAAAAGUUUGAGAAACACUGCUCUUGGCUCCACACCUGCCUGUGACCCUCACCCUGCUCUGCGAGGCUUCUUACCACUCUGAUAUUGUCAUCUGGCCUUUUCGCAUCCCCCAGCCCCCCUAUCCUAGCCCAGCAAGGUCUGGAAGAAGUUUCUCGAAACUCACAUUCUAGCUAACUACAUUAGGCACUUGAGUUGGUUUUGCCAUGGCUAAUUGCAUUGCAACCAAGUUGCUAACUAACUAGCUAGCUAUUGCGCUUUCGGGCAAUGCGGGGGUGAGUUUCUCAAAAGAGAAGUUGUUAGCCUGUUAGCAAUUUCGGUAGUUGCCAAUGGGAAAAUGCAUUGAAAACAACAAAGUAGCUAAUGUAGUAAGCAACUUUGGUUUCGAGCAAUGCAACCCUGCUCUGUUAUGGGUCUGGGAUGGCUGGACUGCUCUGGACUGAGCUCAGCUGUGAUGGUGUGCUGGUCUGACCAAGGCAAUGCCCCUACCGACCACCAGGCCCCCGCCGACCACCGGGCCCCCGCAGACCACCGGGCCCCUACCGACCACCGGGCCCCUACCGACCACCGGGCCCCUAUCGACCACCGGGCCCCUGCCGACCACCGGGCCCCUGCCGACCACCGGGCCCCUACCGACCACCGGGCCCCUAUCGACCACGGAGCCCCUAUCGACCACCGGGCCCCUGCCGACCACCGGGCCCCUGCCGACCACCGGGCCCCUAUCGACCACCGGGCCCCUACCGACCACCGGGCCCCUACCGACCACCGGGCCCCUGAGGCAUCAUGGGAAUGCACUGCACUGCACUGCACUGCAGCUCUUCCGGACGUUUCCUGAUCUGGGUUGGGUUGGGUUGAGCGACGUUGGGAUGGGAGGGGAUGGACUCAGCUUAACUCUGGUCAGCUGUGGCGGUGUGCUGGUCUAAGCGGGUCACUGCCAGGCAACUGCGACCAUAGCCCCCCCAGGCAUGCUCUGCUCUGGUCCGCUCUGGUCUGCUCUGCUCUGCUCUAGGCUGGGCUGGGCUGUGCUGGGAAAGGAUGGGAUGGGCUGGGCUUAGCUCAGGCCAGCCAUGGCAGUGUGUUGGCCUGACCAGGUCAAGGCCCCUACAACCAGGCCCUUGGGGCAUGGGAAUGCAGCUCCCCAGGCCUGGCUUGAUAUAAUGGGGGCUGGGCUGGGGGAGCUCAGCUGUGGCGUUGUGUGUUGUGCUGGUCUGACCAGGUCAAGGCUGCUGCCACUGGGCCCCUGGGGCGUACUGUACUGCACUGCAGGACUGCAGUCGGCCCCAGCCCGGGCGGACACCGUUAUGUUAUGUGGGCCGGAGGUAAUUACAGGGCCCCCAUAGGCAAUGGAACGUCGCAGAGCACAAUUUACAUUCCAGCACCGUGUCGUUUCUCAAAUCCGUGGCCAGUGACUCGCGAAGCUGCCCCCUUGACUCUUUAGGGGAAAUUGGUCGCAGACGAGGACUCAAAACUGCCCCCUUGCUCCAUCGGAUCUACACUAGAGACCAGACUUUUUCUCACCAAUGGCCUUCCACAUGUGCUCCCACAAUUCCCAAACUGACAACAGCUUGUUCUCACUGUCUUUUCUUCCCCUCCCGCCCUUUUCUCUUC